Molecule: messenger RNA, 268 nt
Organism: Neogale vison (American mink)
Lineage: Eukaryota; Metazoa; Chordata; Mammalia; Carnivora; Mustelidae
Product: small nuclear ribonucleoprotein G-like
Exons: 1
Coding region: 1-225 (74 amino acids)
Biological process (GO): mRNA splicing, via spliceosome; spliceosomal snRNP assembly
Cellular component (GO): U4 snRNP; U2-type prespliceosome; precatalytic spliceosome
Molecular function (GO): RNA binding
Source: RefSeq, a predicted model, not a curated record
AUGAGCAAAGCUCACCCUCCCGAGCUGAAAAAAUUUAUGGACAAGAAAUUAUCAUUGAAAUUAAAUGGUGGCAGACAUGUUCAAGGAAUAUUGUUCGAUCCAUUUAUGAAUCUUGUGAUAGAUGAAUGUGUGGAGAUGGCAACUAGUAGGCAACAGAACAAUAUUGGAAUGGUGGUAAUACGAGGAAAUAGUAUCAUCAUGUUAGAAGCCUUAGAACGAGUAUAAACAAUGGAUGUGUUCAUCAGAAGAAUCAACUGCUUCCACAUGU